Orbicella faveolata is the source of this 1921-nucleotide messenger RNA. Its product is annotated as ubiquitin carboxyl-terminal hydrolase 14-like. The record is from RefSeq and is a predicted model, not a curated record. Gene Ontology annotation, molecular function: protein binding; proteasome binding; cysteine-type deubiquitinase activity. NCBI's taxonomy places the organism in Eukaryota, Metazoa, Cnidaria, Anthozoa, Scleractinia, Merulinidae. Gene Ontology annotation, biological process: proteasome-mediated ubiquitin-dependent protein catabolic process; protein deubiquitination; regulation of proteasomal protein catabolic process.
ACCUCGCACUGCGAUUGAGAAACAAUUUGCUCAUCAUUCGUAAGGGAUUCGGGCUUGCACUGGGUCUGCUUCUCAUCGAAGGCAUGAUCAUGGGCCGAUUGAGCCUCGUGACAAGGACUUUGCCGCCCUGGAAAAUCAUAUGAAUUGCUACCAGUACCUGCCCCAGAGAAUGAACAAGCUGUACCCAUGCGAAUAAAAAGUUGAAAAAGUUUUGGAGUGAUCGAAUUACUUUCAUCAUGUUUUGGAAACACUAAGCAGGCGGACUUGUCACUGGUAGUGACGUCAUUUCAUUAGACGGCGUAGAUUUGACCGUGGGAAACUGUGUUCUAGUAGGUCAGCGGAUGUCAACAAAAGACUCUAACAACUUUUCAAGAAUCAGAAAUUUACUCAACCUUUUCUAGUCAAAAAUCUGUCUAAAAUGCCGGUGUUUAAAGUGUCAGUAAAGUGGGGACGUGAAAAAUUCGAGAAUGUGGAGUUGGACAGCGACGAAUCUCCAGAACUGUUCAAAGCGCAGCUUUUUGCGUUAUCAGGAGUAGCUCCUGAAAGGCAAAAGGUCAUGUUCAAGGGAUCUGUUGUGAAGGAUAAUGAUUGGGGAAACUUCAAGAUUAAAAAUUAUGAAAUGCCAACUGGGCUUCAGAAUCUUGGAAACACCUGUUACAUGAAUGCAACUGUGCAAUGUUUGCGCAAUGUCCCGGAACUAAAGGAUUCACUUGUAAAAUACAACACUCUUGGAAGCCCAACAGACUCAGCACACUCAGUUACAGCGGCACUCAGAGAUCUCUACAAAAUCAUGGACAAAACACCAGAUUCUUUGCCGCCCAUUAUUUUUCUGCAGAUACUACACAGGGUCUUUCCUCAGUUUGCGGAGAAAACAGAACAAGGAAUAUACAUGCAACAGGAUGCAAAUGAAUGCUGGACACAGAUUGUUCGAAUGCUGCAGCAGAAGUUACCAGCUAUAAAACCUGAAGAAAACGAAGACCAUGGUGGAGCUAGUGCUGCUGCUGCUGCUAAAGGAUUCAUUGAUCAAUAUUUUGGAAUUGAGUCUGAAUCAGUCAUGAAGUGUACAGAGGCCCCAGAUGAGCCAGAAACCAAGUCCAAUGAAACGCUUUUUCAACUGAGUUGUUUUAUCUCGCAAGAUGUGAAGUACCUGCACACUGGUCUUAAAAGUCGUCUUGAGGAAAGUAUCGAAAAACGCUCGCCAACACUUGGCCGAGACGCAGUGUACACCAAGACAUCCAAGCUGAGUCGUCUCCCUGCUUACUUGACUGUCCAGUUUGUCAGGUUUUAUUUUAAGGAGAAAGACGCUAUUAAUGCCAAAAUUCUCAAGGAUGUUAAGUUUCCAAUGUCCCUGGAUGUGUUUGACUUGUGCAGUGAAGAACUACAGCAAAAGUUGAUGCCUGCAAGAACGAAAUUUAAAGAAAUAGAGGACAAGAAAGUGGAAGAGGCUGCGAAUCGUAAAAAGGAAGGAGCAAAGGAACCGAUGGACGUUGACAAGAAGACAAGACUAGAACCGUUCUCAUUUCCUGAUGAUAUUGGUUCAAACAACAGUGGAUAUUACGAACUGACCGCAGUGCUGACUCAUCAAGGACGGUCGUCGUCCUCGGGACAUUACCUGGCAUGGAUAAGAAGGAAAGGAGAUGAGUGGGUAAAGUGCGAUGAUGACAACAUGUCGACCACCACAACAGAACAGAUUCUGAAACUCUCCGGUGGAGGUGACUGGCAUUGUGCAUAUGUUUUACUUUACCGACCCCGUCAGCUGGAAGUUGAGGAUGACCAAUGAACACCAGGGACAUACACAGCAAGAAAAUGGAAUUCUGUUAUUAACAAGAUGAUACGCUAACUUACGGCAAAACAAAUGCGUGAAAUGUUUAAACGCUCAAAAGCGUUUUCAAUCAAAGUUUAAUAAAAAGACUUGAACUGA